Messenger RNA from Octodon degus (degu), 2003 nucleotides. Its product is annotated as retinol dehydrogenase 16-like. Lineage: Eukaryota; Metazoa; Chordata; Mammalia; Rodentia; Octodontidae. The record is from RefSeq and is a predicted model, not a curated record. The coding region runs from base 124 to 1077 and encodes 317 amino acids. The transcript is spliced from 4 exons. Gene Ontology annotation, molecular function: oxidoreductase activity.
GGACGUUUGGAGUCCACCACCCUGUGCUGCCGACUAGGAUCUCACUUCCUCUGUACUUCUGGCUGAACACAGGCCAAGCUCCUGUCUUGUAACACUACUCCUAUUCCUGGCUUCUGGGAAGUCAUGCUGCUGUACUUGCUGGCCCUUGUGGGCUUGUUCUACCUGAUGCGCUGGUACCGGGAGAGGCAGGUGGUGAGCAACCUCCAAGACAAGUAUGUGUUCAUCACGGGCUGUGACUCGGGCUUCGGGAACCUGCUGGCCAGACAGCUGGACAUGCGAGGCUUGAGGGUGCUGGCUGCGUGUGUGGCAGAAGAAGGGGCUGAGCAGCUGAGGAAGAAGACGUCAGGACGGCUGCAGACAGUGAUCCUGGAUGUCACCCAGACAGAGAGCAUUGCUGCAGCUGCCCAGUGGGUGAAGGAACGUGUGGGGGACAGAGGACUCUGGGGCCUGGUGAAUAAUGCUGGCAUCUCCUUACCCACUGCUCCCAAUGAGUGGCUGAACAAGCAGGACUUCAUGAACAUACUGAACGUGAACCUGUUGGGUGUCAUCGAGGUGACUCUGAGCCUCUUGCCUUUAGUGAGGAAGGCACAAGGCCGUGUGGUCAAUGUCGCCAGCAUCAUGGGUCGGCUUUCGCUCUUUGGUGGUGGCUACUGCAUCUCCAAGUAUGGUGUGGAGGCCUUUUCAGACAGCCUCAGGAGGGAACUCUCCUAUUUUGGGGUGAAGGUGGCUAUUAUUGAGCCUGGUUUCUUCAAGACCAACGUGACCAGUAGUGAAAAAUUCCUACAAAGCAUACAGAAGGUGUGGAACCAGGUCAGCUCAGAAGUCAAGGAGAUCUACGGCGAGAGUUUUCUGGAAUUCUACCAGAAAUCAUCUAAACAGGUGGAACAAAGUAGCAAUGCAGAUGUGACUUUGGUGACAGACUGCAUGGAACAUGCCCUGACUGCCUGUCAUCCUCGCACCCGGUACUCAGCUGGCUGGGAUGCCAAGUUGUUUUACCUCCCUAUGAGCUACAUGCCCACAUUCCUGUUGGAUGCCUUUGUGUACUUGAGAUCCUCGAAACCAGCCAAAUCCCUUUAAAGCCAACCACUGGGUGUGUGUUUUGGGAAGAUGGGUAGUGUGUGUGGGUUGGGAUAUGUGAGGGAAGGAAAGCGGGUGGGAGAAAGCAGCUUUCAUACAACAUGGUAUCUGUCACAUCUUUUCUGUCAGAAAAACUAUUCUCAGGUAUUACUCAAGACUGGCAAAGUGAGAGGGAAAGAAUCAAGGACUUGUGCCCAAGAGUAGGGACUCAGCAUCACUCAGUGAUGCCUGCUGAUGGUUCUGAGCAACAUGGCCAAGCAUGAGGAGCCCACACAUCUGAGUGGCUGGGCGUGAGUGCGAGGGUGCAGAGCCCAUGCCUCACUUGCCGCUUGCUUUCCUCCUGAGGGGAUGUGUUGGUGUUGGCUACUGUCCACCUUCCCUCAGUGUAGACGUGGCCCAGGUCAUGUAGGCCCCUGUCCUUUACAAUCACUGAAUCUGAAGAGUACCACCAGUCUAUCCCCAUGGAUGUUAGGUCUUGGUUGGCCUUAGAUUGUCCUCAACAGAAAUCCAAGUAGAGGACGUACAAAUAGUUAUGGUUUGUGUCUAGAUGUCCUGCCAAGGUCCAUGAGGUUAUGAGUGGUGUUUAUUCAGAGGUGGCUGAAUUUAGAGUGUGAUGCUAGGACUAUGACUAAAUCAAUCCACUGUUUGCUUUGGCAUUACAGAACUCCAGGUUGUCUAGUUAAAGUGUAAAAGCGCAGAAAAAGCUGCUAAGGUCCCUUGUUUGUUGCUUUGGUAUCUUCUUCCUGGCAUGUACUGUUCCCCCCUGCAAUGCCUGUCUACAAUGCUAUCCUACUUUGGAGCCAGCUGAUUAUGGACUGAAACAUCUACAAGCUGUGAAAUAAAUAAACCUUUCCUCCCUUAAAUAGUGGAUGUUGGAUAAUUUGUCUCAUGAGGAAGAACAAUAAGACACAAAGGAAUUUUUUGUC